This is a messenger RNA of Brassica napus (rape), 804 nucleotides long. RefSeq names its product lipid transfer protein EARLI 1-like. Lineage: Eukaryota; Viridiplantae; Streptophyta; Magnoliopsida; Brassicales; Brassicaceae. The record is from RefSeq and is a predicted model, not a curated record. Bases 113 to 556 code for a protein of 147 amino acids. The transcript has a single exon.
AUGCUUCAAGUUCAAGCUGCUAUAAAAGCCACUCGAACUCUUCAUUUUAUCCUCAUUCUAAUUCACACACAACAUAGACUCUUUUGUCUCUAACCAAAAGAGGAAUUUAACAAUGGCUUCAAGAACGAAAAGCUUUUUAGCCAUUUUCUUGAUUCUGAACAUCCUUUUCUGCACAACAAUCUCUGCCUACGGUAACUGCGGUUGCCCUUCUCCCAAGCCAAAACCUCACCCCUCCCAUAAGCCAAAACCUAACCCUAAACCCAGACCAACCCCAACUCCAACCCCUAGCCCUGUCACAGCCAAAUGCCCUAGAGACGCUCUUAAACUAGGAGUCUGCGCCAACGUGCUCAGCGGUCUACUCAACAUCACCCUUGGGAAGCCACCUGUGAAGCCAUGUUGCACCCUCAUCAAAGGACUUGCUGAUCUUGAAGCCGCGGCUUGUCUUUGCACCGCGCUUAAGGCUAACAUCCUUGGGAUCAACCUGAACAUCCCUAUCUCACUCAGUCUGCUUCUCAAUGUUUGUAGCAAAAAGGUUCCCCCUGGUUUCCAAUGCUAAUCAAGAUUAUAAUUAUACAACCACCACUUGAUGUCAACAUACAUAUCUUCUUGUUUGGAUAGACAAGAUAAUAUAUGUAAUAUAGAUUCUGUAAUAUUUCUGUGUGUUUAUGUAUGAAUAUGUAUGUGUGUAUGUGAUUUCUACAACUCUAAACUUCACAUUUGUUUUUAUUUUGUUCUCUUAUAUAUACAGUCACAGGGGUGUUGUUGUACUGGUUGUUUAAAUUAAUAAAUAAUAUGUUUAAUACU